Messenger RNA from Bacillus rossius redtenbacheri, 1911 nucleotides. It is a transcript of the gene Pop2, whose product is annotated as CCR4-NOT transcription complex subunit 7. The transcript is spliced from 8 exons. Gene Ontology annotation, molecular function: poly(A)-specific ribonuclease activity; nucleic acid binding. Gene Ontology annotation, cellular component: CCR4-NOT core complex; CCR4-NOT complex; P-body. The record is from RefSeq and is a predicted model, not a curated record. Lineage: Eukaryota; Metazoa; Arthropoda; Insecta; Phasmatodea; Bacillidae. The coding region runs from base 663 to 1565 and encodes 300 amino acids.
UUUACCUAACCACUUGUUAAAAAGGUAAACUAUUUGAAGAACCAUAAUGCCAUGUAAAGGGUGCCGUCUGCCUGGGCACACAUACAGUGCACAGAGCUUCAGGAAAAACAAUGCAAUUUCAUAACUACUCAAGAUAUCCGAGUGGGGUCUGCUUACGAAAAACAUUUAAGAAUUCGCUGAGGUUUAAAAGUACUUUUGAUAGCGGAUGAAUUUUUAAACUGUAUUUUGAAAGAGUUAAAAUGACCAAAGGGGUGUUUUCGGAGUAAUUUUUAGGUAUAAUAACAACUGGUACAGAUUCUUGAAAGCACUUAAGGGACUUGCAUUAACUUACACCUUAAUCUUCAUUUCUCCACCAUGUAAUGUUACUGUCACCGCUCAAAUAUCCCAGUAAUCCUGUGACAACGAGAAGACUGCGCGCCAGUUCAGAGCCUUGCACUUAAAGGCUAUACUGCGCUAGAAACACCAGCAAGUGCCGUGCUUAUCAUCCCGUCUCACUAACACUCAAUACACCCCUACCAGACAGCCCCUUAAAGAAUAAUUUCAGAACAUCCUUCCCUGCUUUAGUGUGAUCGAAUGGAAGAGGAUAUUGUUUGAAGAGCAGUGGGCGAAUUUGAUGUGAGCUGGACUACACACAUUACGAAGAAGUUUUUUUGCAGUUGGCCAUGCCAACAGCCACGGGUGGCGGAAGUAGCGGCAGUGCACUCGGCAGCCACACCAACAUUCCCAACAACGAAGACUGUGGCAUCCGAGAUGUGUGGGGCUACAACCUAGAGGAGGAGUUCAGGACAAUACGGCAGAUCGUGCAGCGAUACCACUAUGUGGCAAUGGAUACAGAAUUCCCGGGCGUUGUGGCUCGACCGAUAGGAGAGUUCCGAAGCACGGCUGAUUACCAGUACCAGCUUCUCAGGUGCAAUGUGGACCUUCUGCGGAUCAUACAACUGGGCCUGACGUUCUUGGAUGAGACAGGCAAACCCCCAGGCGGUGCUUAUACGACCUGGCAGUUCAACUUCAAGUUCAACCUCUCGGAAGACAUGUACGCCCAGGACAGUAUUGACUUGCUGCAGAACUCAGGGAUCCAGUUCAAAAAACAUGAAGAAGAAGGCAUUGAUCCUCUGGACUUUGCUGAGCUUCUGAUGACAUCUGGUGUUGUCCUCAUGGAUAACGUCAAGUGGCUAUCAUUCCACAGUGGCUAUGAUUUUGGUUACCUCAUUAAACUUCUGACGGAUCAAAAUCUUCCUCAAGAUGAAGGUGAAUUUUUUGAGCUAUUGAGGAUCUAUUUUCCAACUGUAUACGAUGUAAAAUACUUGAUGAAGAGCUGUAAAAAUUUGAAAGGUGGGCUGCAAGAAGUAGCUGACCAGUUGGACCUGGAAAGAAUCGGCCCUCAACAUCAAGCGGGAAGUGACAGCCUUCUUACUGGCAUGGCUUUUUUCAAAAUGAGGGAGAUGUUUUUUGAAGAUAACAUUGAUGAUGCCAAGUAUUGUGGGCAUCUUUACGGUUUAGGAACGUCAUACACAAUAAAUGGGAACAGCUACCAUGACAACGGAGAUGCCAACAGUCUGUCGUAAUGUAACGCCAGAGAGACAAACUUGUUAUUCUUUUGUGCUUUUGCAUUCUUGAAUAACACAUUAUUGCCAUUUAAGAAAGCUAUUCCAAAAGAUUUAUUCUCUUAUUUAAACCGUGAUGCAUCUCAAGAUGAAUUACAAUCAUCAGUACAAAGAAAAUGUAUAUAUAUUUUAUUUCUAUUAAGUGAAUAUUUUGACAAGAGGUUUCUCAUUGUAGAUGCAUUUACAGUGUUAUUCAAAGCAUUGUCAUUAAAAUGUUCAUUUAAAAUUAGUGUGUAUGUUUAUAUAACUUUGUAAGAAUAUGUAGUAAAAUAAGAUUCUUAUUAAAAAUAAAUUUUAUGGAAAAAAA